Trematosphaeria pertusa is the source of this 1692-nucleotide messenger RNA. RefSeq lists its product as uncharacterized. The coding region runs from base 184 to 1692 and encodes 502 amino acids. Lineage: Eukaryota; Fungi; Ascomycota; Dothideomycetes; Pleosporales; Trematosphaeriaceae. The record is from RefSeq and is a predicted model, not a curated record. The transcript is spliced from 4 exons.
UUCACCAUGAGUGCUAUAAGUGGGGCCCUUAGGUCUCAUAAUGCUCCAACGCACCAGUCUUGUGUUCUGCAUCCGACACACAACAAACGACAGAAAACACGCACCUGGUACUGAUAAACCACAGUCCACAACAACGGGAUCGUGAGAAAGAUCUAUUGGCCAAUCCUCAGACGCAUCCCCGUCAUGCAUCGCUCUUCGGCGAAGGGACGCAUCCUCGACGCGCAAAAGCGCCGCGAGGCCAUGCAGAAACCUGCACCUGAUGCGCACGAACAGGGCACUAAUCAGGCAACGACACAUGAUGUGGUCCCUCCCGCUCAAGCCAAACAAGGCGCGGCAUCGCAGCUUGUCAACCAGUUGCAAGAACUCAAACUGAACGAAGGCUUCAAUUCCAUUCUUCCAGACCCAACCCCGGUCUUCCUCAAGCCCUCCGAUGUUCAACCUCGUCCUGGCGGCUUCCAACAUGCAGCUAUCCAUAGUAUGCUGCUCUCCAAACCUCUCUCCGGCGAGGCCCUCCAUGAAGAACUAGCCAAGAAGUUCCUCCCAUUGGUCAACGCGAUCAACGACAAUCUCUGGCUGGUCAGCUCUCGCGGGGACAUUGAGAAAGACCGCGUCCUGACUGACACUACAGGCCGUCUCAUGGCCGCCCAGGCUCUCGAGCGGUACUACUGCGGCGUGUACGAGACCACAUUCAACAUGGAUAGCGACAAAGUGCGUUCUGGACUCGCGGAAGUUACCGAGUGGAGCAAGACCGAUGCUGUUUCGGAAAAGUACUUCGAGCUCGUUGUCGAUGCUCUGAAUAGGCAGGCUACGAUGAAUGGCAUAGCUGCUCACAACAAAGAGGAACCCACGCAGAAACCUACUGCUCAUCCGCCUUCGAAGGCAACCGACGUGGCAAGGGACGUAGCUACCGCGUCGCAGCCUGUGCCUCCAGAUGAGCCGGUCAUCACACCUGAGAUCAUGUUGGAAAUUCACGCGGUUAAGCCCCUUCCAGUCGACGGCGAUGUCGCUUUCGCAGCCCAGAAGCAGCGCGAGGAUGCCUUCCUCAAUCUCUACGCUACUAUUCACCGCUCCAACGAGACACUAACCAAGGUCCACGGCGAGCAAGGCUACACAAGUAAGCACCUUAUCGACCUCGCGCAGCAAAUAGAAUCAAGCGCGCUCAACAUUGCCGCAAGCUCCCACUCCACCAACGAUAUAGCCUCCGCUAAGCUCGCACUAUACAAGGAGGAAGUCAAAGCCCGCAAGGAAGCCCUGCGCAGGCCCAAAACCCUACAGCAAACCAUGGAGGAUAUGAUCGCAGUCCGCGUCCAGGAGUACAUGGCCCACCAUGCCGUACAGCAUGAAGCAGCAGAGAAGAAGCUGCAGAAUGACAUUGAUGAGAUGAUCAAGAAGGACGAAGCCAAGCGGGAGGCUGCGAUCGCGAAGGACAAGGCUAGAAGGGCGGAAAACGUGAGGAAGCAUAAGGAAAAGUUGGCUGCUCGGCGCGCUGCUGAACAGACCAACAAGGUGGCGAAGGAUGAACUGUUGCAGGAGCAAACGUUCAAGCAACUGCUCCAAGGCGGCAAAGCACAUUGGGAUCGGAAGACACCAACGUAUCAUGCCAGCAGACGUAGCUUGUUGUAUUACAGCACCUCCGGCGCGCGUUCAUCUCAUCACGGUCCAGAUGCCGAAUCUCCUUCCUGUUUUCGCUAA